AUGGUCAGCAACAAGUCCUAUCGUCUUCCAUCCGCCGACAAGGUUGGUUACAGUGAGAUGAAGAGGCUCACCCGUCGCAUCAAUGAAGCUCUUUUCAAUGACAAUGAUGAUGCCCUUUCCAACCACAUCUUCAUCCAUCACGACCCAUUCUCCCAGAGCGAGUUGGAUGAGGUCAUGACCUUCAUCAGCGGCCAUGCCAUUGUCACCUCCGUCAAGCACACCAUGGACGCCAUUGAGACAACCACUGAAGACGGUCGGAAGGUAAAUAUCACUCUCUUCUUUGGCGGCAUCUGUUUCAACCGCAAGAUCAUGGCAGCCAAGAAGGAAGCCAAGAAGCGAGCCACUCGGGAGUCCAUUGAAUCAGUGGACUCUGCUUUCGGAGACGAAGCCUUUGAGGAUGUCACCGGUCAAGGAUUGACACAAGUGGUUGGUACAUUCGCUCCUGCUGCCGACGGAAAGAAAGAAGAGGGCUUGGAUGCUCUUUUUGAACACGUCGACGAGUUUGACCUUGAUGAUUAG
Molecule: messenger RNA, 519 nt
Organism: Seminavis robusta
Lineage: Eukaryota; Bacillariophyta; Bacillariophyceae; Naviculales; Naviculaceae
Source: the annotation of a GenBank genome assembly